UUUUGGAAGGAAAUGGUGUUUCUUCCUGAAGAGUGGAGUAUCAUGAAACCAAUUAGUCAAAGUCGUCUAAGCCAAGAUCAAUUAUUCAGACAAGAGAUGAUGGAGCUUAGAAAUUUCAUCAAGUUGAAGUCGUCUUCUGCCCACACUCUGUCCUCCUUCCUCGAAGUCUCACCAUUUUCACUUUCCAUUUCCCACCCACGAUUUCUUUCCCAUUAAUAGGAGAUCAAUGUUUCUUUCUUUGCUCAGCAACUCAUCCACUCUCCAGUGUUCAAGAAACCCAGAGAGUAUAGAUUGCUAGAGACCCUCCUUUUUCCCGCACAUUUUCUGAGUACAGAGAUGCGGAUCAGACUGGCUUAGUAUCUGUUAUAUAUUGCAAAAUCUAUCAGCUCCUGACGUGAAGAAGCAGCCAAGGUUUUGAGUCUAAAAUACUGAAAUCUCUAGGCCUUCGGAAGAUGGUUGUAGUCAAAGGAUCUGUUAGUAUUAACAGGGGAGAAUUGGAAAGAACGAUGCCAAUUACAGAUUCUCCUUUGAAGAAAGAAACCGAUGCCUUUACUGAGUCUGUUAGUAUUAACAACAAAGAAAUGGAUAAUCAGCCCCUAAACUUAGAUAAUCAUAGCGUCGAGACGAUACAGAAAUUGGGAACCAGCCCCAAACACCAAGCUGCUGUAAGAUUGCAGAAAGUUUACAAAAGCUACCGAACUAGGAGAAUACUUGCAGAUUGUGCAAUUCUUGUCGAACAGAGCUGGUGGGAACUCUUAGAUUUUGCUGAACUCAAAUGGAUUUCUAUUUCUUUCUUUGAUAUCUUGAAACAUCAAGCUGCCAUUUCUCGAUGGUCACGAGGGAAAAGGAAAGCUGGCAGAGUUGGAAAAGGCUUGUCAAGUGAUGAAAAUGCACAAAAACUUGUUGAUAAGCACUGGCUUGAAGCGAUCGAUCCACGACAUCGAUAUGGACAUAACCUACAUUUCUAUUAUGAGAGAUGGCUUGAUACUAAAAGCAGACAACCCUUUUUUUACUGGCUAGAUAUAGGAGAAGGCAAGGAAGUAAAUCUUGAAGCAUGCCCUAGAUCAACAUUUCAAACGCAGUGCAUCAAGUAUCUUGGUCCUACAGAAAGGAAGGCCUAUGAAGUUGUUAUAGAGCAGGGCAAGCUCCUCUACAAGAUGACAGGGGAGCUUAUUCACACAACGGAAGAUGCUAAGUCCAUUUUUGUCCUUGAUACAUCUAAGACCUUGUAUGUUGGCAUGAAGAAGAAAGGCACAUUUCAGCAUUCUAGCUUCUUGGCUGGAGGAGUCACAACUGCUGCUGGCAGAUUAAUUGUUGAAACUGGCAUUCUUAAAGCAGUUUGGCCUCACAGCGGUCAUUAUUGGCCUACAGAAGAAAAAUUUCAAGACUUCCUUUCAUUCCUCAGAGAAAACAAUGUGGAUCUCACAGAUGUAGAGACAAGUGCUCUGGACUAGGAAGACAGAAUGCUUUGUACACGAAGAAGCCGCGAUUGUCUUAGAAGUAACCCACUGGAUCAGAACCACUGAUUCAGUAGUUGGACCAAGAUUUCCAGUAAAAGAUUCAAACACAAGAGACGCCUUUUGUGGAACAAAACCGCGAGGCCACAUAGUUAAAACAAACACUGUCUUGCCUUCAUAGUUCGAUUAGCUGAAAAUUAUUCACCAGGUCGAAGGUUAACAUAUAGACUUUUCAUUUAUGGGAUAACUAAACGAAAUUAAUUUAUAGCAAACUCAAACCCGUAUCAUUUUAUUGUGCUUAGAAGCAUGUCAUUUAAGCUCAACUUAUUUUUUAAAAAGUAUUUUUU
Messenger RNA from Populus euphratica (Euphrates poplar), 1804 nucleotides. RefSeq lists its product as uncharacterized. Lineage: Eukaryota; Viridiplantae; Streptophyta; Magnoliopsida; Malpighiales; Salicaceae. The coding region runs from base 453 to 1454 and encodes 333 amino acids. The transcript has 8 exons. The record is from RefSeq and is a predicted model, not a curated record.